AUGGUGGGGAUAGGAACCUUAUUGGCCGCACUUGCAAUGUAUAUUGGCUGUUCUUUCCAAAGUAACACUACGAUUCAACAGAAUAGAUUUUCGGAUGAUAAGAUUGUGAGACUUAACAACACUUUUUAUGAAGAGAAGAGGUUCUUCUUUACUCCCAAAAUUAAGGAGACUAAAUUUCUUCAUGCCUACAAAGAAGCAAUCGGAGAAAUGAAACAAUGUCAAAUUGAUACAAAAUUGUUGAGGUACUUUUAUGGAGAGAGUGGUAUUGGUAAAACAACAAUGUUACAUGAAGUGUUGAAAGAUUCGAAACCUUUUCCAUAUACUCUUUUGAGGUUGGAAAGUGGAAACUCUUGGAAAGAAGUUGGAGUGAAACUAAACAUUACAUCCAUAAAUGAGCAUGCUACAGAAGAACUUGUGUUUAGAACCUUAACAGAAUACUUUAACUAUUUGAAUAGUGAUGAUUGUCCUUUAAUUAUUAUUGAUGGUGCUAAUAGAAACCCAAAGAUUACUAAUACCUUCAUUGCUUUCUGGAGAGAUAUUAGUCAUGUUAGACCUUUUGCAUUGUUAAUGAUCUCCUCUGAUGGCUUCUACCCCUCAAUUUCAAGAGGUGGUGGUAGAGUGAUCGGAACAGAACUCUCUCCAUCCGAAACCUUUGUCAGAGAAUAUUUGGAAGCUAAAGGAAUUGUUGAUCCUUCUCUUGUUUCAGAAAUUAUGGAAAUAACAGGUAACAAGAUAGUUUACUUGAGUUCAAUAAGAUCACCAAGAGAACUUAAUAUCUUGGAACAAACUGUAUAUGAAAACUUUGAAGAGAACUUGAUGGAAUUGAAAAGAUUCGAUAUGGCUUUCCAGUACUUUAAAAAUUUAGUGAAAGUUUUGCUAGAAAAUCCCCAACAAAGCAUGGCCGCAUUAGAUGUAGUUCCUGACAAGGAAGCAGCCAAGAUAUUUAAAUCCAACUUGUUGAGAAGCAUUUUAGUUUCCAUGAAGAGAGACUCGGUUGAAUCGGCCGACGCUACUUGUUAUGAUACUGUCUCGAUAAAUAGCUUUGAUAGCAAUAGCGUUUCAGACCUUAGAUGCUCUCCUUCUACGUACGCAUUAUCGAAUAGAAGAGGUGGUUACAUUCAAGGUAGCUUUAACUAUGUUCCUAAAGGGAAAGUAAUUCUAGGAAGCAAAUUUACCAUCAACCUCAAGUACAUGUUCUCUUCAUGUGAUACUAAAAUUAAGCACAACUCAUCUCUCAUUAUUAACGAUCAAUAUGUAAUGGACAUACCAUUUGAUGGUUCCCAAUGUAAUUGUUUACAAAAAGAGUUUUCCUUGAGCCCAACGAUAUCCUCCUAUUUGAUGUUGAAUCCGACCAAUACUCUCAAAAUUACAUCAAGUAUUUCAACAAGCACCGAAAUUUAUAUCAGUGAUGUUAAAAUCAAGUUUUGCUACAUAUCCCAGUCGACAACAAUUGCCAAUCUCAAACUUGAGAAUUCUUUGCAAACUAUUUCAAUCUUGACUCCAGAAUCAUACAAACAAAUCAAGACAGAACCUUUUAAAGAUAUUCUCAGUUCUAAAACAUCAAACCUUACUAGUGUUCCAUAUGUUAUUACAAAUAGUGCUGUUGAUAUUGUGGAAAAUAUAACAUUGACUGUCUCACUCACUGGAAGUUUUGCCAUUUCCAAUUAUUUAAUUGUUGAUGUGCAAUUACAGAAAAUUGGACCAAAUGGGGGAAAUAUUAUCAUCUCACCAUCCAUUUCCAAAUCAUCUUCUCUUUAUUCUAAAAAUCUAAUUUUGAGUAGAGUUAAUUUACAAAAUUCUGAAAAAUUGAUAGCUUCACUUGUUAUAGAAUCUAUUAAAGAAGAUUCAAUUACGAGUGGAGUGAACCUUGAAUUGGCUGUAAGUGCUACUAACCCAGACACAGUGGAAUUAUCAGACAAUACUAAAAUCGGUUUACCUUUCCAAUUGUUUUUGUCAAAAGCCUACCUUUCUGAAAAUGAAAAAUCAGCUGGUCCAAUCUACAAUGCAGGACCUAUUUCAGACUUGGCCUAUAUGGAUUUCCAACCUCUUGUCACUAGUCCUUUCAAUCCUGCUUGUUGGCUUCAGUUGAAUAUGAUUAUCAAUGGAAAUAUACCAGCAUUUAUAGGCAACAUUCAUAUUUGGUCCUCCAAAAGCAAAACACAAUUUACAAAGUUCUUCCAAUACUCUCACUUUAUUGGGUCAACUUUAUUUAUGGCUAUUCCUUCCGAUCAGUUGGAUUGCAAUCCAGCAACAUCAACAAAAUUAUAUAUGAGAGUAGAAACAAAUUUACCUUUCAGUUAUAGAAUGUAUAUUUCGAGAAAGGUUUACUCCUCAGUUAGUUCACUAUCAAAAUCUGUUUCAAACAUUUUCACACCAAAGCUAGAAAAGGGAGAAGGUUUUGCUGUUUCAGUUGACAAUCUGUAUGAUCCAACCCAAGAUGGAUUUGAGAAGGUACCACUUAAUUUCCAAUUACCACCUUUAAAUAUUGGUUCAUCUAGAAGAUUUAAUGCUUUCCUUACUAAAAGAAGUUCAAACCCAACAAUUUUUCGUAGUGUAGAUGCCAUUGCUGUUCCCAUCAAUCCAUUCCCGAAUGCCAUCCUAGACACUCAAAAUUUACUUUACUAUUUUGAAAAUGAUUGCAUUGAUUGUACUCUGAAUUUGUAUGUCCAAUUACCUGAUUCCAUUAAGAAUCCACCAUCAUUAUUGCCGAACUCAAACAUUGAUGAAACUCAACUUAGAAAUGAUUAUGGUAUUUAUUGGAAAUAUGUUGAUGUUUCAUCUGUUUCAACUGCUUCAAAGUAUGCAGUGGCAACCAUCACUGUUAACAACGUCGCCUACCAAUCAAAGAAAAACAUCAAGCUGCUUGCAACCCAAAAUAGAAUUGAUAGCACCUAUUCUUCUUCAUUGAGAACAAUCGAGACAACAACAGACUAUAUUCAAACAACAGACUGUAGUUCCUCUAAUUUGGGAAAUUAUAGAAGUUCAAUAUCAGUUCCUACCAUAUCAGGUGGUAUUUGGAAGUUUGGAUUUUUUAUUGAUCCUAUUGUCAUGUUAAAUAGUGUCAGCUUUUCAAUUAGCCAGUAUUCAUCCGUGAGAUCUAUUUCGUCCAAUGCCCUUACAAAUGUUGAAGCUUUGAGAGUCCCUGAAUUUGUCUAUUCUUUCUCGUUUGAUUGUUCUUCUUGUAAACAAACUUGGGGAAAGACAAACAUGCUCUCAUUCACAAUGCUUGCUGAUACUCUCCAACUUGAAAACAGAUAUUAUGAAAUAUUCUUAAAAAUAGGAGAUAUUCCAACACCAACCAGUCAUGACAUCAAAUCAGGCUACAUUUCAACCAAAAUGGCAAGCGACACUAUCCAAAUAUUUAAACCAAGAUACAUUUUCUCAUUGGCAGGAACAGCUGUGGUUAACAAUAAUGGUGAAACAAGUUUUAUAUCCUCUAAUAGAUUAGACGAUAUUGGUACCAAUGUCCAUGUACUUAUUAAGGAAGUUCCAGGUACUCUGUUUUCAACCGAAACCUCUUGCCUAGCUAAAAAUCAAUCAUCUUCAUUCUCAUAUCAAUAUGAAACAGCAACAACUGUUAACAGUGAGUCUAGUACAACAGUAUUGAACGACUACUCUUUUUUUUCAAUUGAUGCUACAAAGAUGAUAUUCAACGAUACAAAUAUUGGAAAGAACUUGACAGUUGAAAUUAGUACAAGCUCUUUUAUUGGUUUGAAUCCAGUGCUAAUCCAUCCAGUAACAGGAAAGAGAGUCACUAUGAAAAGAACUCUGUUAAAAUAUCGUUUUUCAGGAAAUUCUUACCAAUUUCAAAAAUAUGCAGGAUCCUUCUCAAUCACUAGAGAUGUUGUGAAUCAAGUUAAAGGAGCUGCACUUACAAUGGUAUUGCUUCCUGAUAGAUCUGAUAAGACAUAUUACUCUUCUAUUUCGUCCCUUUCUGUUACAACAUUUGUUCAACAAGACUUUGAUUCAGUCUCAUACUUUAAUCCACUCAUUGAUGAUAGAUAUCUUAGCUGCGUGCAAGUAAUACAGAAUGGAUAUUCGAAUCUUACCCUUAAUGAUGUACCAUAUCUUGCCAGCUCAAAAACAUAUGAAUAUAUUUCAAGCAGUGCUAUAAUUUUAGCAAAAAUCAACUGUCCAAAAUCAGAGAUUAUCAUUGUCAAUGACCAUGUAAAAGAUGCCAAUGAUAUUGGAGUGGUUGGAAUUUGUUUAGGUUUGAUCUUGUUAUAUAUGGGCUUGGCUCAAAUAACAGCCCCUUUCUGUAAGAGGCUUGUGAAGAGGAUAAGAAAUUCUUCCUCACCUAAGAAUAGUAGAAAAAACAAUUACAAAGCCUCCACAACUGCUACAACCAAUGCCACUAUUGCUGUACCAAAGACAAGCAAUACAACAUCCAAUAACAAUUCAACAAGUUCAAGACCAGUAAUUAGUUCAACAAAUACUACAAGUUCAACAGUAGCAACAACAACAGCAAAUACUACAUCAACAAAUCAAUCCAAUGCUCAAACAGAGUUCCAGAGAAGAGAGGAAGAAUUAGUAAGAAAUCUUCCAGUGCAACUUGAACCUCAAGCUCAACCUUACAUCAAUGAAAUUGAAUUGCCAAAUAUUCCAAUACCAAACUUUAAGCAGCCAUCUGUACCUAGUCAACCAAUUGGUGAUUACAGACCUUAUAAUCCAAAUGAUAUGAUUUUAGAAAAUAUUACUCCUCAAAUUCAACCACCAAACUAUGAUUCUCCAUCCACAAAUUCACAAGUAUUUAUUUAUGACAGCAGUAUUGCUCCAGCUGCUCAAUCAAACUUUACAAGUUACAAUCCAACAGCCAAUGCCGAUGACUAUGUUGCCUUUUAUCAGAGAUCUGAUAAUCUACCUGCCAAUAAUAACAAUAACAAUAAUAAUGGAAACAUUGGUAUCAAUUUUGACAAUCCAAACAAUGUGUAA
Messenger RNA from Naegleria gruberi, 4932 nucleotides. RefSeq lists its product as uncharacterized. The transcript has 3 exons. The record is from RefSeq and is a predicted model, not a curated record. Bases 1 to 4932 code for a protein of 1643 amino acids. NCBI's taxonomy places the organism in Eukaryota, Heterolobosea, Eutetramitea, Acrasida, Naegleriidae.